AUGGCCAAUGUUCAAGAACCCUCACCACCUGUACUCGACGCCUCUGAUCGCAUACCAGAAGCGCCUAUUCUUAGUGUGACUCUAAGUUGUCCGCCCACGCUGGGAUGGAAUCGCACUGAGUUCCGCAUCCAGUUCAAGGUGACAUACCUAGGGGCUUCGGAUAGUAGUACGCACUCAGCUGAGCCGAUCAUCUUCAAUAAAUGGGGAUUCCUCGAAAAUGAGGGACUAUGCCGGGGCACCCAACUCUUCCACUUCCACGAUGACCGCUGGGAGGCGGUUGAGGAGGAUGUGGUUUGCACUGGGGCCGGCUUUGUGGACGAUCCUGAUGUUGCCGUAUGCCCUGCGAAUCAUAAAAACUUCAUUCGCCUGGCGCCUGGGGAAUCAUGGACCUUUAACACUUUGAUCCAGGAAGACACGUGGAACACUCUACCUCAGAAGACUAAGCUGGGCGACAAGUUUCGAUUUAUAUUCAAGGGAGCAGAGGUGGACUGGUGGGUUUGGGGCGGCGCUGAGCAACAUCAGGAUACUACUGUCAUGCUAUCUUGCUACGAAGGAGGGCCCGUUAGAGACCCAGCAGGUAAUGAGGGGCGACCGAAGUUACUGGUCCCAGGGUCUAAUUGGGUUCAGUGGACGGUUGUUGAGUAG
Molecule: messenger RNA, 645 nt
Organism: Clonostachys byssicola
Lineage: Eukaryota; Fungi; Ascomycota; Sordariomycetes; Hypocreales; Bionectriaceae
Source: the annotation of a GenBank genome assembly